This is a messenger RNA of Henningerozyma blattae CBS 6284, 2913 nucleotides long. It is a transcript of the gene SPC110, whose product is annotated as Spc110p. Bases 1 to 2913 code for a protein of 970 amino acids. The record is from RefSeq and is a predicted model, not a curated record. NCBI's taxonomy places the organism in Eukaryota, Fungi, Ascomycota, Saccharomycetes, Saccharomycetales, Saccharomycetaceae. The transcript has a single exon.
AUGGAUAGCAAUAGAACAAGGCUUGAAUUUACACCUGUUGGUACAUUAAAGACACAUAAUGAUGAUGAGGAAAAUAACCUUAUAACAUCACCUACUAAACAACCUAAUGGAAGCCAAUAUCAAACUACUAAUGUAUAUUCCAAUAAACGUCGUCGGAUUGAAGAUCCAAUUGAAGAAGAAGAAGUUUCGGAUGAUGAAAUGCAAAGUUCUAAUGGAAUCGAAGACCAAUUUCAAAAUAACGAUACAUAUGAAAAUAAUCAUUCAAUUUAUGAUAGGUCAGGAGUAUAUGAGCACACUCAAACUAAUAUAAUACCUACAACGAUUGCGGUACCCAAAAAUAACGUUGAUAUAACACAAAACGAUAAAUCAAUAAGGAACCUGAUAGCAAGGAAUAUUGAUGAUGGCUCAAGCUUUCAAUUAUCGACUGCCAAAGAACUAGAGAAAAUGAAAGAUGAAAAUGAAAAGUUAAAGAUUCGUAUACAGUACAUUAUGUCUGGAGCCAAAAAAAAUAAUGAUGAAAUACCAUCUUUAAUAAGAAAUGGGAAAUCUGAUCCCAAUUUUAUUCAAGAAUUAGACACUUUUUUAGAGAAAAAUAAUAAUACGAUUGAUCUUAAUCAAUGGGAAAAUGAUAAGUCAGAAUAUGAAUUGAAAAUAAAAAAUUUGAAAAACAAUCUAUCUCAAUCAAAGGAAAAAAUGAAAAUAUUAGAAUCAACUAAUAAUCAAUUAUCUUUGAAAAUGUCUAAUUUACAAAAUUCAUAUGAUCAUUUGAAAGAACAACUUUUAGGUAUUGAAAAUAAUUCGAAUAAUGAAAAGAAUUUACUUUUACAAUUACAAAGUGAAAAGGAAAAUUUAUUGAGAAAAGUUAUGGAAAAUAAACAUGAAUUAGAUAAUUCUCAGAAAGCUCUUAGUGAAAAAGAGCUCCAACUUAUAGAGUUAAAUAAACAAUUAGAUAAGAAGGCUCAAGAUUUAAAACAAUUAAAGACUCAACAAAAUGAAAAUAUAAAUAAUAAUGAUGAACAGAUUGAAAAAUUAAAACAAGAUAUUGCUGAAUUGUCAAAAAAGAAUUUAGAUUUUCAGAAUCAAUUGAAGAAAUCACAAAAUGAUCGUAUAAGAUUAAAUGAAUUACUUCAAGAUAGUAAAAAAACAGAAAUAAAUUUCUAUUCUGAUCUGGAUCUAAUAAAAGAACAAAAGAAUGAUAUUGAAAAGAAAAAUCAUUCAUUAGAUAAUGAAUUGCGAAAAAAAUUAAGUGAGAUUGAUGAAUUAAAAGAUUCAAUUGAAGAAUGUAAAAACCAAAUGGAUAAUCUAAAUUAUGCAUUAAAGGAUGAAAAAAAGAAGAAUAAAACCCUAACAGAAAAAAUUACUGAACAACAAAAUAAAUUAAUAGCUACAGAUGAUCAAUUAAAUGAAAAACAUGAGGCAUUAAAAUCAGAAUAUGAUAUUAUAACUUCAGAAUUAAAGAUUACAAAAAAGAAAUUAGAUACAGUGAAUUUUGAAUUGAAAAAAGAAUUAGAACUAAAGAAACGAAUUAAUAAUUCAAAACAAAGAUUAGAAGAUCAAGUCAAGUCUCUUACAUUAGAAAUUAGUGAUAAACAUUCUGAAAUAUCAGAUUUACAAGAAAAACUCUUGGAGUAUACUUCUAAUAGUGAUAACAGUCGAUCUAAGAUUAGUGGUAUGGAAUUAAAAAUUAAAGCUCUUCAAAAGGAAUUAGUAGAAAUUAAAAAAAAUAAAGAUAUUCUUCAAGAAUCUUAUGAAGAAUUAAAACAAUCUAAAUUAGAAUUACAAUCAAAUAUUGAUCGAAAUUUGGAGAAAAUUAGUAAUCAAAAAGAAGAAAUAUCUCGAUUAAAAAUUGAAAAUGAUAAACUUCAACAAACUAAUUUUGAAAAUUUGAACUUAUCUACUAAAUUACAAUCUGAAAUUGAGCAAUCCAAUGAAUACGUUCAAACUAUAACUGAACAAAAUAAUAAAUUAACUAGUGAUAUUACUUCUAAAAUUGUUAGAAUAGAUGAUUUAAAAAAUGAAUUGAAUGAAAAUAAACAAAAGCUAAAUAAACUUGAAAAAGAUUAUAGACAUAUUAAGAGAUCUCAAAACGAUCGUUUACCUAAAUUACUUAGUGAAUUAAAUUCUAAGAAUAAUGAAUUACAAUAUAUUGAGAAUAAAUUCAAAGAAAAUGAAAAAAAUUUGGAAAAACAACUCAACGAUUCUAGAAUCAAAUUAGAGAUUAAAGAAGUACAAAAUAAUGAAUUAUUAGCUAAAAUUGAGGAAUUAACUCAACAAUGUGAUAAUUUUAGAAAUCUAAAUUAUGAUCUUCAAGAGAAAUAUAAUGAUUUAUUAAGAGAUAAAACAGAUGUAUUACCAGAGCAUAUUUAUCAUAAAGACAAAGAAGAUACUUUGAAACGUCAAAUUACUCGAUUAGAACUUAGAAAUAAGGAGUUGAUUAAAUUGUACUCUGACAAAAAUAAAAAAUAUUUUGAUUUAUCUAAUUAUUAUAUGCUAAAAAGUUUCAAAGUACAACGUAAAAAUGAUGCACUUAUUUUGAUCAAAAGUUACUUAAAUAAAGUUCUUAAUGCUACUUUAAAUACUUUAGAUGGGAAUUAUUUACGAUUUAAACAAGAGAGAGAUUAUAUGGGUAAAUCAUACGAUGAUUUUAAAUAUUCUUCAAGUUAUUAUAACAAUAGAAAUUAUCAGGGACAAUACAAUAAUAAAUCUAGAAGCGGAUCUCCAGAUUGGAAUAGCAAUGGACACUAUUUCGAUGAUGAGUUUGCAAGGGAGAAAAGGGCUAGAAGGAAUUUUAGAAAGGUAUCUUUAUAUGUUUUAGCUUGUGUUAAAGCUAAACUUAUUGCUAAAGAAGUUCGCAAAGAAAACGAAAGACUAAGGAAAUAUCAAUCUUCUAUUGAAUCGGUCAAUGAUUAUUAA